Molecule: messenger RNA, 1404 nt
Organism: Fonsecaea nubica
Lineage: Eukaryota; Fungi; Ascomycota; Eurotiomycetes; Chaetothyriales; Herpotrichiellaceae
Exons: 1
Coding region: 1-1404 (467 amino acids)
Biological process (GO): transmembrane transport
Molecular function (GO): transmembrane transporter activity
Source: RefSeq, a predicted model, not a curated record
AUGGCGGUACAGGUGCUCACCUCGGUCCAGGAUGUCUUCCUUUACGGGGUAAUCGUUCCCGUCAUCCCCUUUGCCCUCCAAGAUCGAGUCCAUGUGGACCAUGAUGAUACGCAGCAUUGGGUUUCGGUCCUGCUCUCCGUAUAUGCAGCUGGAUUGCUAGUGUUCGCUCCGAUCUGUGGCAUCAUGGCCGACUGGACCAGCUCUCGCCGUGGGCCAUUUCUUGCAGGCCUGGUCAUCCUUGCCGGGUCAACUUUGAUGCUAUGCUUGGGCAAAACCAUCCCAGUGCUAGUGGCGGGAAGGGUGUUACAAGGAGUGUCGGCUGCCGUGGUAUGGGUGGUCGCCCUAGCACUUUUGGCUGAUACGGUGAGUGAGCAAGAAUCAGGUCAGGCUAUUGGAUAUGUCAGUCUUGCGACUUCGCUGGGGGUCUUGGUGUCGCCACUGAUUGGCGGUGUGGUAUACGAGCGGUCAGGGUACUACGCCGUGUUCGGGGUGACCUUUGCGGUGAUCGGAUUUGAUAUCGUCUUACGACUGGCCUUGAUCGAGAAGAAAAUCGCAGCCCGAUGGCUUGAACCAGAAACUACCUCAGAUCAGCCAAUAUCCACCGCCCCCCUUCAACAGGAUAUCGAACUUGACGAUCGAAAUAAUUCAACCGCUGUGGCCGAGAAAAACGCAACAACAGCCGUCGCCGAGCCUUCUGUCACGCGUCCUAAGCGAAAAUUACCGUCCAUCUUGAUUCUGCUCAAAUCGCGACGUAUUCUGGUGGCGUUCUGGGGGAAUCUUGUGGGGUCCAUGACCUUUACGGCCAUUGAUACGACUCUUCCCUUGUAUGUGAACCAGGUUUUUGGCUGGGAUUCUCUGGGAGCCGGAUUGACUUUCCUGGCAUUGAUUGUGCCAGGCUUCGCAGGCCCAUGGAUAGGACAUCUGACAGACAAGUACGGUCCGCGCUGGAUCGCAGCGUCUGGGUUGCUGCUGUCAGUACCCUUUUGGGUGUUGCUGAGGCUGGUUGACCAUGACACGGUCGGCCAAGCAGUCUUACUGUGCGCCCUGCUGGUACUUUUGGGAGCUGCUACCGCGCUUCUCUUGACCUCACUGAUGGCAGAAUUCAGCAAAGUGUGCGAUGCAAAGGUGCGGCAGGAGCCGGAUGUCUUUGCUGGGAAGUCUGCGUAUGCCCAGAGCUAUGGGAUCUUCAAUGUGUCAUGGGCCGGAGGGAGUCUGCUCGGGCCAUUGGUAUCGGCCGCCGUCAAGAAUGCUUCGGGCUGGAAGACCAUGACGUGGACCAUGGCACUGUGGUGUGCGGUGGGGAUUCUGCCUACUGUUCUGUAUUCGGGUGGGAUGAUCUCGCGGGAGAAACGACGUGGAAAUGCUGCAAGUAGUGGCGAAGUGGUAGCUGUUGAGAGUGCCUAG